AUGGCGGAUUACGAAUUUGUCAAGAAGAUGGUGCGAUCUGUUGUUCAGUCCAAGAAGGAAGGUGUGUCGAUGAACACCUUCCAUUCCGAGUACCGAUCUCUGUGUGGUGAUUCCAUUCCCCUGGCCAAGUUUGGCUACUCCAGGCUGGAGGAUUUCCUCAGGAGCAUGCCCUCUGUGGUGCGCAUUGACUACCGCAAUGGCGAGUUGAAAUGUUUUGCUGUAGCUUCUAAAGACACCUUCCACAUCGCUGAGCUGGUUGCCAAGCAGAAAAGCUCCAAAAAAUCUGGUCACUCCCAAGUUGUCAACUGCAAGAUGAGAUUCAAACCCUUCAACCCCUACAUGGUCAACGAGGUGCCUCCACGCCAAUUCUCCACACCCAACAAGUCACCGGCGAAGCAGUAUGAUGAGGCCUUGGUGAAGAGCAGAGUAACUCAGCUUCUCAAGAAAUACUCCAGUGGGGUGUGGAUGUCAAAAGUGGCAGACCUGUACAGUGAAAUGUUCAAUCAGAAACUCCAGCCUCAGGCGCUCACAGACAUGGAGCAGUGGACAAACAUCUGCACGAUCGAUUCAAAUUCCAAUCGAAAUGACCGGCUGCUUUACCCUCCGCUGCCUCCCAAGCCCUCCGGUCCCCAUUCCUAUCGCACCACCAACACCUCGUCAGUGUCGCCUGUCAGUUUUGGGACCGUCACUCCUCCUUCAUCCCCCUCCUCUCUCGAGGAGAGGCCACCUGGCUUUGAUGCGACCACUCCGAAAAAGUCCUUCUUGGCCAAGCCCACUUUCAUAUAUCCUCCACAGCCUGCAGUUGAUGCCAAUUCCAACACGGUCUCAUCCUCGGUCACAUCACAAAUCCCUGCUCCCAGAGUGCCACCGCGUGUCCAGCCGGGACAUGACAGCAACAACAACCUGCCUGGAAGUGCCGUCAGCCACAAGAGAAAAGCCUGGCAAUUAUCUCCAACUUGGACCACAGUUGGCGACACUUCACAGGGGUCAAAGGUUGGAUUGUCUCCACCGACCAGUUCUUUCCCUGCUCCACCCCUGGCCGUGCCUCCAGAGGUGCGUCGGAGGAUCGAGGACCUCCUCUCCAAGUACAGCAUGGGUCUCUGGGCCCACGCUUUGCCGAAGCUGUUUAUGGACACGUACAAGAUGCCGUUCCCCGACUAUAUCAUGGACAACUUGUCCCUGUUGCUUCAUUUCUGCUGUGUGGAGUACACUUCACCACACGACAAGAAGAAGGCCAUCCUGUACAAGUUAAACCAAGAAGACAACCAGGACAUCCAGCCAAACAGAAGCCACCUUCUUCCCUCUGGUCUCGAGGUCAUUGCUCCCGUCGUUCCUCCGAAGCUGGUUCUGCCCUCAGAGCAGUUCCCGUCAGUGCUGGUGACCGAGGCCAAGAGCAGCAACGCCGUGACCAUAAGGUACGUGGGUAUAAACUACUCCGACGCCCAGGAAGCCAUGGAGGACAGGAUGGCCGCCUUCUACAGCCAAACCUCCCCGUUGAACACGCUGACCAACCCCACCGUGGGUCAGCUGGUCGCGGUCCGAGGAGGCGAGGGAGCAAAAGAGCUGGCCAGAGCGCAGGUCCUGGAAAUUAUCAGCUCCAGCAAGGUCAAGGUGUACUACAUGGACUAUGGCUUCUCUUUGGAGACCAGCACGUCCAGUCUGCUGAAGCUGCACCAAGACUUUACGUCUCUGCCCUUUCAAGCCACCAACGUCAGACUGGCAGGCCUGGAGGCUUUCAGCACUGAUCUUUCGGUGCUGUCGUCCCUGGAAAAGAUGGCUCUUGAAAAGAUCCUGCUGAUGGAAACGCUGCAGCAUCCUGAACAGGACAAGAUGCCUUUGGUGGUGCUCUAUGAUACGUCACAGGAUGAAGACGUCAACAUCAACUCCUGCUGUCUGGAAGCACUGCAGGACGACACCAUGAACAACCCACUGCAGGUGGGCGGCACCUAUCCAGACGUGCGUGUCACUAAUGUGUGUGAAGAUGGCAUCGUCUAUUGCCAGCUGCCGUCUCGAGGGAUGACAAGACUGAGCACCUUACUGGACUCAACCGAGGGUUUCUUCACCUCCCAGAUGACGUCGGAGUACCUCGUGUCCAAACCCUUCACUUGCAAGUUUUGUUUGGCGCACUACAAGGGAAGUUGGCUUUAUCCUCAGAUCAUCAACAUGUACGGCAACAGAGUGGUCAAGAUUUUCUGCCUUGACAUUGGUGUUUCAGCGGCUGUUGAAAUCACAGAUCUCCGGGAGAUCCCCUCCGUUUUCCUCAAACGAAUGACUGUCAUCCCUCCACAAGCCGUUCAGUGUCGCCUGGCUGACCUGCCGGUUCCAGGCGGCGAGUGGACCCCGGAGGCCGUCAAGCGGGUGAAAGAGGCGGUUCAGACCUCCAAAGACUGUAAAAUGAAGGUCCUGAAACUAGACCAGCACAAAGGGGAGAAGCUGGUCUACAUGUACCUGUUCAUUGGCGUCAACAGUCAGGAGCUGCGCAACAGCGUCAACCAUCAGCUGGCCAAAUCCCAGUUGUGGAAAAACCUCAUAAUACAGAACAACAACAAUACCAUCAACAGCAUGAACACAGGCGCCUUUGACCGAGGGGACAACAUGACUUCGAGCAGCUGCAUCCAACCCCCUGAAGUCAAGAUCUCCGCACAAAAACCUCCACUGGAGCUCCCCCAGCCUGGUCACAACAUGGACGUGUUUGUGCCAGUGGCCUGCCACCCCGGUUACUUCGUGGUGCAGCGAUGGAGACCUUCGAAAGCUGACCAUGUGACGGGAGACAUGAUGCUUUAUUAUGACCAUGGAGAGGAGCAACGCCGCCAUGACCUGAGGAAAGGAGAGGUCUAUGCUGCCAAAAUAGACAAAGGUCGUUGGCACCGCGUGCAGGUGAAAGGGAUUCUGGCCAACGGUCUGGUUUCUGUUUAUGAACUGGACCACGGUAAACACGAGCUGGUCCGCAACACAGUCAUCCAGCCUCUGAUGGAGGACUUCAGGCAGCUCCCCUUCCAGGCCAUUGCUGCACAGCUGGCAGGAGUGAAGCAUGGCCAGUGGUCGGAGGAAAGCUCCAUGCUCUUCAGGAACAACGUGGAGAAUCGAGCGCUGGUCGCUCAGGUGGAAAGCGUGCGGAGAUCGAAGGUCAAAGGUGUCCCGUGGGAGCGCAGGCUGAAGGUCUACCUGGUCAACACCUCACUGGAAGACGAGGACCUCUGGAUUCACAGCAUCAUGGCUGACAUCAAGCACUGA
Molecule: messenger RNA, 3234 nt
Organism: Salarias fasciatus (jewelled blenny)
Lineage: Eukaryota; Metazoa; Chordata; Actinopteri; Blenniiformes; Blenniidae
Gene: tdrd7a
Product: tudor domain containing 7 a
Source: RefSeq, a predicted model, not a curated record